Messenger RNA from Pieris brassicae (large cabbage white), 1644 nucleotides. RefSeq lists its product as uncharacterized. Lineage: Eukaryota; Metazoa; Arthropoda; Insecta; Lepidoptera; Pieridae. The transcript has 6 exons. The coding region runs from base 59 to 1177 and encodes 372 amino acids. The record is from RefSeq and is a predicted model, not a curated record.
AGUUGAUACAGCUUCCUACUGUGUUAUAUAUACGUGUUAAGUUAUUUAAUAAAGGGAGAUGUGGUCAGUGAGUGCGUUAUUAUGUCUGGUAAUUGCUGGCUGUGUGAAUUCAGAGAACAGCACGCUCAUAGAUGAGGAUGUAUGCGAGAUUGAUGGUCCCUUUAGCAUGCUGCUGGAGAAUUGGGCCACUUCGGAGCCGGCGACCCAGAGACAAGGUCGUGUGAUGGCUCUGCCGAUGACAAAAGGUUACUACGUCACUGAAAGAAUUGACGGACCCCUAGUACCUCCUCCACUACCACCUGGUCCGCAAACACACCACAGUUCUGGAAGACCAAUACCCCUUCAACCCAAUUCUCCGUACAACAGUGCACCACCACAAGGGUACAAAGGACCUCAUGGUUACAAAGAGUGGGACACCUCGCCGCCGGCCAAUGGAAAAAUUGUUAACAAGCCCCCUUAUAAAGACAAAUUUAGACCGAGUUAUGCACCACCGUCUCCUCCAAGACCGCAACAGUCCAACUCUAUCGACCGAGUAGACGAUCCACCUCGCAAGCAAGUCACAGAAACAGAUUUGUUCUUGCUAAGCGCCAUCGAAAAACUCGUGUACCGUGCAGACCUUAUGGAGAAACGCUUGAGGAAACUUGAAGAAACUUUUCACUAUCUUGUCGCUGGAAAUGACCCUAAACCAGAACCCUGCGCCGGUAACUACAGUCGUGUAGGCGGUGUCUGUUACGAGUGGUCAACUGAGCCUGCGGACUGGAAAGGCGCCAGCAUCGCUUGUCGGAAGCAAAAAGCUGCCUUGCUUGAACUGCAAAACGACGCUGAUAAAAGGCAGUUACUCUCCAAACUGCUCAGCGAUAAGCAAUUCAAGGGUAAAGACUUCUGGACGGGUGGACUAAACCCAGGCUUACUUUGGAUCUGGUCACACUCAGCUAAGCCAGUGGAGGCUUCCAACUCUACCAGUAUCGUUGGCGAGGGCCGCUGUCUGGCGCUCGUGUAUGACCCGGCGAUUAACAACUACGUAUAUCGUGGGCAGGACUGCGCCCUGAAACAUCGUUACAUAUGCCAAAAGGAAGAAGAUAAAACCAAGCUAAGCAAUGAGAUACAACGAGUCGCAAGGGAACUUCACGUAGAUAGAACAAGAAAGUCGAAACUGCUUUGGGAUGAAUCGAUGUAAAGUUCUUUACUGUGACAUUAAUUAAUUCCAGCAAUCAAACUAAAUCGACGAUCGAAUUUAUGACUUAUUUAAUAUUGAAUAAGAAAAUUAUGUGAAACAAUAAGGGAAAUAGUUGUGAAAUUGUAUUAUGCAAUAUCUAUUUGAUACCUGUUUAAAGCAAAUGUGUUUUUUCUAAAUUCUAUCGGAACGAAGUACGUAAUUUACUUUUUACUACAUAAUAGCAAUUAUGCUAAUCUCUAUACUAAUCUUAGGUCCAUAUUUUAAUUCGUAUGUCAACACACAAUAUCGUCUUGAGCGCUGUCAAAUAUCAAACUUCAUACAGAAAAAAGGGUUUGACAGCUCUUCUUACCCGGGUAUUAACAUUUCCCCAGUUUCAAGUCAAAUCGGUGGUUACCUGUUUCACUAAAAGCCCCAUAUAUUAUAUUAAUUUACGUAAAUGAGACUAAUUGGUUAGUUAUUGGAGUAUA